UGGUGUUCAAAGAUAUCAUGUUCAUAUUAUUGGCACCAGAUUCAAACUUAUCAGGAAAGGUUUUCUUAAAUAGUACUUGUACAUAACAGUCAUUAUUUUAUUAGUAUCUACUGUCUCAAUCAUUAGCACGAUCAGCUAGUGAACAUCGGCUCAUUCUUUGUCGUCGGGCCAGCUCCAUUCAUUGUCUGCAUCCCGCAUGCCCUACUCACAGAAACUCAAAGCUCUUCUCAUUGACCUCAAUGGGACUCUUCAUAUCGGCUCGGAGAGCACGCCUUCGGCGGUCAAAGCCAUUGAGCGAUUACGAUCCGUCCGUAUACCCUUCAUAUUCUGUUCCAAUUCAACCAAAGAAUCUUCAGCAAGCUUGUUAGACAAACUGAAGAAGAUUGGGUUUGAUGUUAAGAAGGAAGAAUUGAUGACAAGCCUGAGUGCAUGUCGAAUGAUUGUUGAGGAGAAAGGGUUAAAACAUCCUUUGCUCUUAAUGUCACCAUCAGCCAAAGAAGAGUUUUCAACCCUUCCGCCUUCACAAGGUAUAAAUCAUGAUGCUGUCAUUCUUGGGCUCCAUCCCGACUCCCUUUCAUACGAGCACCUUAACAAAGCCUUUCGCGUCUUAAAAGGCGAGCCACUUUCUUCUCAAGAGAAGAACAAUUCGACAGGAGAACACAGACCAGUCUUGAUAGCCCCCCACGCCUCCAUGUUUAUGCAAGAUCCGGGGUCAUCGUCAUUUCCACCUGGCUUAUCGCUUGGUAUAGGUCCAUUUGUAAGGGCCUUGGAGGAGGCAGCCAGCGUGAAGGCUGAGAUCGUAGGAAAGCCAACCAAAGGCUUCUUUGAGUUGGCUUUGGAGAAGUUGAAAGAGUUGAGUGGAGAGGAUUUUGAACGGAAUGAAGUAGCGGUAGUAGGUGACGACGUGGAUAAUGAUCUCGGAGAAGGCGCCAGAGAGCUUGGACUAAAAAGGAUACUAGUGAAGACAGGAAAAUAUCGGACUGAUGUAGAGAAGAAAAUCGAGCAUCCUCCCGAUACGGUGUAUGAUACGUUUGCGGCGUUCGUGGACGACCUGUUAUGAAUUCUGCAGAUGCCUGACAAUAGAGGAGCUGUUCUUCAGGGCUGAUCGUUCUUCCAAUCACAUCAUCUUGUUGCGGUUGUAUCACAUGUCAAUUUGGCCACAAAUAAUGCUACCCAUAAUCACAUUAGUUGACGAUCCAGUGACCAAUGUCGUCAACAAAUAAAUACUCAAUGAACAGGGGUAAAAUGAGUAACAGAUGGUGCUAAGUUUGUAUAGCAAAGCUGAGAAUAACUUGGCAUUCAAAA
Messenger RNA from Cryptococcus deneoformans JEC21, 1305 nucleotides. RefSeq lists its product as hypothetical. Lineage: Eukaryota; Fungi; Basidiomycota; Tremellomycetes; Tremellales; Cryptococcaceae. Bases 197 to 1060 code for a protein of 287 amino acids. The transcript is spliced from 4 exons. Gene Ontology annotation, molecular function: phosphatase activity. The record is from RefSeq and is a predicted model, not a curated record.